This is a messenger RNA of Hypoxylon fragiforme, 3042 nucleotides long. RefSeq lists its product as uncharacterized. NCBI's taxonomy places the organism in Eukaryota, Fungi, Ascomycota, Sordariomycetes, Xylariales, Hypoxylaceae. The transcript is spliced from 5 exons. Gene Ontology annotation, biological process: DNA-templated transcription; regulation of DNA-templated transcription. Gene Ontology annotation, molecular function: DNA-binding transcription factor activity, RNA polymerase II-specific; DNA binding; zinc ion binding. The record is from RefSeq and is a predicted model, not a curated record. The coding region runs from base 506 to 2353 and encodes 615 amino acids.
CAUACCUACAUACCUACAUACCUACAUACCACGCUACUAUUUUCUUGUCCUUAUCAAUUUUACCACAUAACAACGAAGAGACCAAAUAAGCCUCUUCGUUUUGAGUGUCAUCUUUAGUUUCAAUACUUGGAACAAAAGUUUUAUAUCGUCAUCACCCAUCUCACCCUCCAUAGGGAGAGCCACAGCAAAAAGGUAAGAAGUCAAGCAAGAAAUACAAAGCGUAUGUGUAGGUGUAUAUUUAUCUAUGUAUGAAAGGGAAUAAAGGGUGACUGAGAAACAGACACAGAGACAGGCAUAAGAGAAAAAGAGAGAGAGAGAUACAUACUACCUACAUACAUAACUCAGGUAGGUAGGUAUUUAUUGUAUAUCUCGGACCGUGGGAGGAGUCGCCACUCAAUUAUAAUUGGUAUCGUCUCCAUCAGCCUCCCGAUAUCCCCUUCCCACACCGCAACCUAGGACUCUCGACAUUCCAUUCUUCAAGAUCUAAUCAAGUACUGUGUUAUCAAUGUCGAAUGCGUCUCCAAGCGAGCUAUUAAAUGGCUUUGGCUCGGAAAUGUCUAAUCACCCAACGCCGAAUCCUUCUGUCUCGGGCACACCCCCGAAUACUGUGCAGGCAGCCUGCCUUGCCUGUAGGAACAAACAUCUAAAAUGUGAUGGGAAGACGCCAUGUUCGCGCUGUCAAUCUUCAGAGUCUGAAUGCGUCUACGUCGCUUCUCGCCGUGGUUAUAAAGGACCACGGCGAAACGCGGCUCCUAACCCAAAUAAGCGUCAUGCCUCAGACUCGCCGGCCUCUGCAGGCGGGGAUAGCUGCCCUAUGCUGCUAGGCGCGACGGUCUCAUCCUCCGCCGCUCCCACUCUGGCGAUCUUCAAUCCGGCCCUAGGAACCUCAGAUUCGCCGGCUACGCCCUUUGCGCCUCCCGGUCUGCACAGCCUUCAAUUGUACAGGGACCCCUACCUUAACGGAACUACCGGUGCUCUUGUGGAGAACGGUUCACGACCACAGACGAUGCCAGAGCGCUGCAUCGACUCGUUUUAUUACUAUUUCUACCCCGGCCAUCCGGCCGUCUUACAGAAGGAGCCCUUACUCAAGGCUGCCAAGGAAAGGAACCUAGACCAUCUACUAGCUGCGAUGAGAUGGGUCGGCUCCUUGUAUAUCGACUCUGGUCCCUCUCGCGCAACCUUCUUCGAGGAGGCUAUGCGCUUGGUAUAUGCUCCAGAUGUCCCAAAGGAUGGCUAUCUGGUUCAAGCGAUGGUCAUCCUUCUCAUCGGACUAGAUGGUAGUUGCCAGCAAGAAAAAGCGCGCGAUAUCUUAUCCGAUGUCGAGGGAAUCGCCAUAGAAAUUGGGCUCUACACCAGAGCUUUCGCUACGAUGCACGGGCGCGGUAUCCCUAGGUUGGAAGAGAGUUGGCGUCGGACCUGGUGGGAUCUGUUCGUCGUGGACGGAAUGGUUGCGGGAGUUCAUCGACAAACCAACUUUCUCCUAUUUGACAUCGUGGCAGACGUUGGUCUUCCAUGCGAAGAGCACGAGUACACAUCAGGGAGUAUCCCGCGUCCGAUGUACCUAGAGGAUUUCGAUGAUCAGCUGUUCUCCGGAGAAGAAAGGGAAUUCUCCUCGUUCGCAUAUCGUGUGGCUUCCAUUAGAAACCUGGGACGCAUGAUGCGAAUGCCAAACAGCGGCUUCCCGAACGAGGAGAGUGUCAGCAAGGUGGAAUCGCUGCUAUCGAAUUGGAGAAUGCACCUGCCAGCAUCGAAGCGAGACUGUUUGACUAAGGACUUCCAGCUUGACGAGAUGAUGUUUCAAGCUUUUAUGAUCAACAAUGCCUGUUCAAUAAUUUUGCACCAGCCUCUUUCCCAACUGGACUCGUCGCCGGCGCGUGAGGUAACGGCCUGCGCACCACAUCAAAGGAUCCAAAGCGGGGACCGCUUCAACCUCCAUACGAGACACAUCAUCACGGCCGCGUGCGAGAUCAGUAAGAUGGUGACCUAUAAUGUGCCCAUCACGAGCCACACGCACUUCUUCACCUGUGUUCUAACGCUGUCUUCCAUCGUCCAUCUCAGCAAGUGGUCCCUCGAGUAUUUCAUUCAUGACGAAGACGACCUAAGACAACAAAUCCGACUCAACAUCGGGGCUCUCAACAAGCUUAGCAAUGUGUGGAAGGCUGCCAGCAGGGCCUCGGGCCAAGUAAAGGGCGUCGCGCAAGAGAUUUACCGAGCCAAGAAGGCGCAGCAGAACAACCCCUCAUUCUGGGUCGGGUUCACGCAGGAGGAAAUCAUCAGCAGCAUGGCGGCCGACGAGGGCAUCAUGUCCGAGAUCGAUACGAUGUUGACGAGUGCACCUGCCAGCGCACCUUGAACGCUGUUGGUGAGCUGGGCCAUGUAAAACGAGUCCUUGGAACCGUGGUAUAAGUCGGGGACACUCGAAUCGAGGACGACAUGGUGAAAAUGGGAUAUACGUACGGAGUUGUUGCUAUCUUCCUUUAGCUUGGAGUUUGGGUAAGUUGUGAGUAGGACGAUCUGGAACUUUUUUAAUAAGGGGAGGAGGGAGCUGUAUAGGAUGCAGAUACGGCUACAUUUCUUUAGUAUCUACCUAGGCAGACCAUUCCCGAAGCCGCCAGAGUUGGGUUAGGGAGAAAAGUUUUGGUAUGAACUGAGGAAUGAAAGGAAAGGAAAAGGUCCGGCCAGCAUGACAUAGUCGAAGAGGUAGUCCAGGCAGCUACCUGCAGGUGGGAUAGGCUAUCUCAUGAUGACGGUACCUUGGAAGCCGAUGUAUUUACGACGAGUCUCUCGUUCCAAUAAGUUUCUUUCUUUUUUUUUUUUCUUUUUUUAAUAUUCGUCCUUCUCUGCUGCUUUUUUAAAAACUCAAAGUAAUAAGGGGAAGGGCACCUAAUGUAGAUGGGCAUUGUUUACAUUGUUAUAGUAUCUGUGGUGUGGUCCCUUGUCAGCCCAGUGCCUUAUUACCUAGGUUAGGUACUGUAGUUCAUAUUUAGGUAGAUUGUUCGGGCACCGCCCACAUGGUACUAAUAAGCAUUCAAAGUCGUCGAA